AUGUUCACCAAAGAGAUGUUGACUGAGCAAUUCAAUCAAGUGGUAAUUAGCAAAGAUGAAGACAGUGGAAAAGACAUUGUUCCGUUGUCUGGAUCAGAGGAUUCAAAGGUUAAUGCCGAACAAACGGUAAGGAAGCAGAGUAAGCGAAAGAAUGAAAAUACCGAGAAAAGACCGAUGAAGAAGAAAAAAGAGUUGCAGUGGAAACGAGAGGAUUGUGCGCAGCCAGUUGGCAAAGUGAUUAAGUUUACUGGUACAGGACUUAAGAAGAAAGGCCACUACAAGAAAUUUGAGUUUCGUGGCAUAAAAUAUGAACUGGACAUUUAUAUAAUAGGCAAAGAAGGAUACGUGAAGCUUGUAGUGCAGUGGUUUUAUCGUCCAGAAGAUGUCGAGGAAGAAUAUCUCGGAAAAUGGGAAUCCAAAGAUGCAAGGGACCUCUUCUACAGUUUCCAUCGCGAUGAAGUGUUUGCUGAAUCCGUGAAGCACAAUUGCGUUGUGAAUUUCGUGCCGGAUAACAAGGAAGUCCCAGACAGUAAAGAUCAUCCUGGCUUUAUUGUGCAGAAUCUUUACGAUUUUGUUAAGAAGAAGCUGCGAAAGUUGGAGCGAAAGAUCAUCAGCUGCGAUACAUUGAAGUGA
Microthlaspi erraticum is the source of this 633-nucleotide messenger RNA. Lineage: Eukaryota; Viridiplantae; Streptophyta; Magnoliopsida; Brassicales; Brassicaceae. The record is from the annotation of a GenBank genome assembly.